This is a messenger RNA of Pangasianodon hypophthalmus (striped catfish), 1752 nucleotides long. RefSeq names its product canopy FGF signaling regulator 3 (gene cnpy3). Bases 133 to 945 code for a protein of 270 amino acids. Gene Ontology annotation, cellular component: endomembrane system. The transcript is spliced from 6 exons. Lineage: Eukaryota; Metazoa; Chordata; Actinopteri; Siluriformes; Pangasiidae. The record is from RefSeq and is a predicted model, not a curated record. Gene Ontology annotation, molecular function: signaling receptor binding.
UGUGUUGGACAGGACUACGGCGGAAGUGGAUGCUGCAGAAGCAGGGAGUGCUUAGAAGCCGAUGACAGCAGUCUUAUUUAUCUUGUUUGUAUUAUAAAUAAAUAUAUUACCACAGAAGACACAGUGUUUGAAAUGAAUGUGUUCAUUUUUAUAGCAUUAGCUUUCGUAAGUACACAAGCGGCUCGAAGAAGUGACGACGAUGACUGGGUGCAUUUACCGAAUAAAUGUGAAGUAUGUAAGUUUUUGAGCAUUGAGAUGAAAUCCGCCUUAGAAGAAACGGGGAAAACGAAAGAAGUGAUAGAGACGAACUACCGUUUCUUGGACGAUAAAGGAGCACCACCAAUCAAAUAUGUAAAAUCUGACAUUCGGCUCAUAGAGGUAAUGGAAAAUGUAUGUACAAGGAUCCUGCAGUAUAAUUUACACAAAGAGAGAGAUGGCAGCAAUCGCUUUGCAAAGGGUAUGUCUGAGACAUUUUCGACCUUGCAUAACCUGGUCCAUAAAGGAGUGAAGGUUGUCAUGGACAUUCCUUAUGAGCUGUGGAAUGAGACAAGUGCUGAAGUAUCUGACCUCAAGAAACAGUGUGAUGUGAUGGUUGAGCAGUAUGAAGAGGUCAUUGAAGACUGGUAUAAAGGCAGCCAGGAAGAAGACCUAAUGACAUACCUGUGUGAGAAACAUGUUCUGAAAGGACAAGACUCAUCAUGUCUAAAAGAAAUGUGGCAUGAGAAGAAAGGAGAUCCUGCAGCCAUCGCACAAGACAAAAAGAAAAAGAAAAGCAAAAAGAAGGCCAAAGGUGGUGAGCAUAACCAAAACAAAGAGAAGAAGGGAAAGAAAAAGAAAAGUAAGCUUGAACACAGCGACAAGCAGAAAACUGAAGAGGAGGGACAUACGUCAGAUGAGGAGAUACAAAGGAGUGCUCCUCUUCAUCAGGAGAGAACUGAACUCUGACCUGUCUAACUUCAUUCAGACCUUAUUUUUGUCCUAGCGCUUCACGUUUGGUGGACAUGUGUGGUUUGGCAUAAAUUGUGUUAAAACUUCUGAAGUGUUGAAGUGUGGUAACACAGUAAAGAAUAAUAUCAAACUGCCUUUUUUUUUUUUUUUUUUUUUUGGGAAGAGUGCAUAAUUUCCGCUGAGUUAAGGUAAGGUACAAGUUUUGGUUGGAGUGGAAUUUUUUCCCCUCAUUUUUUUCCCCCAACAGGAUGCUGUGAUGAGCAUAAAGAGACUAUUAACAUGAUGAUUUGGCCUCCUUAAUUACUGAAGUGUUAAAUCAUGUAAAACUUUGAUUCAGUUAAUAUGACUUUAUAAAUUUUAUUGUUGCAUAAGAGUCAUAAAAUGUGAAUUAUUUAUUUUUUUCUUUACAGUUUACUGCAAACCUCCUUUACAUUUGAAAUGUUUUGUUUAGUAGAGAUGCAUAGUUUAGUCAUAGUUUAACCCUUAUUCUUGUGCUGUGGACUAAAAAGCUUUGAAUAAUGCAAUCACAAUUUCAGGUCAGUAAUUUUUCUGUAUUAGUGUGUCAGUGUUAUUUUGGAUGAUUUCUAAGUACAUUUUUAAAGUCCAUGCUUUGGCUAUGAAAUGCUGCGACUCCUAAAGAUCAGAAAUGGUGUGUUGUAUUUUAGGAGGGAAAAAAACAGUUACAAAUAUUGCAUUUUUGCAGGCUGUUAUUUUACUAUAUCUUCUGUCUGUGAAUAGUAUCUUACUGCUAGAGACAGCUUGUGGUUUUGAUAUGCAAUAAACAUUGAUAAUUGGACAAUAGAA